CAGGGGAGAGGGCUCGCUUUGUGCCAACGCCCUUCUAGUCAGCGCUUGCUUCUCUCGCCUGAAAAACGGAGCUGCCCUUUUUUUUUUUUCCCCCUCCCUUCUUCUUCUCUUCCCUUCUCUUCCUCUUCCUUCCCCGCCUCGCCACCACCAGCGCGGCCCCGGAGCGUUCAGCGAGCGCAAGCCCGACCCAAGCAGGGCGCCAGCCGGCCGGCCUAGCGCUUCAGCGGAGAGCGAGGUUUUGAGCAACCGUACUUCGAUACAGGUCAUCUUUCCUCCUGAAUCAGUUGCCUUACCGCUCAGGCCACUGCAGUCUUAACAUGGAAAAGACCGAGAUGAUCCAGAAAGCCAAGCUGGCUGAGCAGGCAGAGCGCUAUGAUGAUAUGGCAACCUGCAUGAAGGCAGUGACAGAGCAAGGUGCUGAAUUAUCCAAUGAGGAACGCAACCUUCUCUCCGUAGCCUAUAAGAAUGUCGUUGGGGGGCGGCGCUCUGCUUGGCGGGUGAUCUCCAGCAUUGAACAGAAAACGGAUGGCAAUGAUAAGAAAAUGCAACUUGUCAAGGAUUAUCGAGAGAAAGUAGAAUCCGAGCUUAAGUCCAUCUGUACUACUGUUUUGGAACUGCUGGACAAAUACUUAAUAGCUAAUGCAACUAAUCCAGAGAGCAAGGUCUUUUAUCUGAAGAUGAAAGGAGACUAUUUCCGUUAUCUUGCAGAAGUUGCAAGUGGAGACGACAGGAAACGUGAGUCCCGUAAAACAAUAGAAAAUUCACAGGCAGCUUAUCAAGAAGCAUUUGACAUCAGCAAGAAAGAGAUGCAACCUACACAUCCAAUUCGUUUGGGUCUAGCGCUUAACUUCUCAGUGUUUUAUUAUGAGAUCCUCAACAAUCCAGAGUUGGCCUGCACAUUGGCAAAGACAGUAAGCUUUGAUGAAGCCAUUGCUGAACUUGAUACACUGAAUGAAGACUCAUACAAAGAUAGCACACUCAUCAUGCAGUUGCUUAGAGACAACCUCACAUUAUGGACAUCAGACAGCGCAGGAGAAGAAUGUGAUGCUGCGGAAGGUGCAGAAAAUUAA
Messenger RNA from Thamnophis elegans (Western terrestrial garter snake), 1070 nucleotides. Its product is annotated as 14-3-3 protein theta-like. Gene Ontology annotation, cellular component: cytoplasm. The record is from RefSeq and is a predicted model, not a curated record. Gene Ontology annotation, biological process: signal transduction. NCBI's taxonomy places the organism in Eukaryota, Metazoa, Chordata, Lepidosauria, Squamata, Natricidae.